UCUACCAUUUUUAAGCAGACAUUUCUUUAUAAUCGUGCCCGUACAGUACUAAUUUUUAUAGAUAAUAUGAAUAAUAUAUUUACAUGUUCGAUGAGAAUCAGAAUUUAACAAAUAUAUUAUUAUCGAACUUCCUUAGUGAUGAAAAAUCGGAAAACCAGAUGUCUGUUAACAACUACGAACUAAUAAGCAUUCUCGACAAAGAUAAAGAAAGGAGUCCAAAAUGUUUCAAAGUGAAAAAUAAAGAAAAUGGUGAAUUUUUUGCAUGGAAUAUCAUAGAUCCACAACAGUUUUCAAAACAACAAAUUGCUGCAUUAGAAGAAACUUUUCAAAUAAGAAAAUAUCAAAAACAUCCAAAUUUAUUAGGUUUUUAUGAUUUAUUUCAAGAAACAGAUACAGAAUUAUAUUAUUUAGUCCUUGAAUACUGUAGACAUGGGUCACUAAAAGAUCUUAUAGAUGUUGCUUUGAGAGAUGUUUCACGUAUAUGUGAAGAAUUUUUAUGUAAAAUAAUUUAUCAAAUAGCUCUGGUUGUUAAGACAAUUCCAUUCGUAACUAACAUUGAUAUAAAAAAUAUUUUUUUCGAUGAAAACUACAAUGUUAAACUAGUUAAUUUCGAUUUUGAUUGCAAGAGAACAAAGAGCAAAGGUCAAAAGUUAAGUUCAUUAGGAGUUUUAAUUUAUGAGAUAUGCACAUUUAUUAAAUUUAAAAAAAGCAGUUUUGAAAAAGAAUUGAAAAAUUGUGGUAAUUUAUAUUCUAAGGGUUUUUUACUAUUUAUCAACAGCUUGAUCAAAGACAAUAGCGAUUUAAAGAAAAAUGUGGACAGAAUAUUAUGCAAUUCUACGAUAUUAUUAAAAUCAACCCAUUGGAAUAAAUACAAAUUAUUGAUAAAAAUUACUGACACAAUUGUUGGUUCUGCAGUACCCUCUGAAAAAGCAGAUGAUGUUUUUCUUAUCCAAAUGGAAAAAUUGAGGGAAAAGGAAUUAAUGUUACAGAAAAAAGAAAAGCUGUUACAAGAAAGAGAGCAUAGAAUAUCUAUUAAAGAAAAUAAAUUGGCUGUAUUGGAACUUACACUGAAAAAUAAUAUUAAAAAAGCAAAUGAAGAAUUAGUAAAACAUGAUCAAACAUUGAAAUGCAACUUUAAAAAAAUGAGUUCCAUUAUUGAGAGAACAAAUGGUGUUACAGAAAACUUGGAUGUGAGCUAUGUAAGUUGUGGGGAUUCGACAAUAGUUCCUACAAGCAAAAAACUUGAUACCAACGAUAUAAUUAAACCUGCUUUAUUCACAAGAACAUUAUCUGAAAAACGUAUAAAAUUUAAAGGACACAGUCCCUUGAAAGACAUUGAUUUUAACAGAAGAAAAACUGUUAGAUACCCAAAAAUUCAGAAAGGGGCGAAUAUGAAAAUUACUGAUAAUGAAUGGAUAACUUGUUCUGAUGAUACAGAUAAGUCAUCUCUCACUUACCAUAAAAACGUUGGUAAACAGGGAAAACAAUUGUUUCAUACAUAUGAAAAUAAUGAAAAGGUGGUCAAUGAUAAUACCGAGAAACCCAGAAAAUGGACAGAGGAGAAUAAGAAACACGCCUUUGAAUUACUUAGGUUAAUGAAUGGUGAUAAUAAAGAGAAUAAUCCUUCUGAUGUUAAACAUACCUACUUGUAGACGUUAAUAAUCAAUUCCAGUUAUCUAAGGAAUAAUUUAUAAAAACAGAGUAUACCACGAUGAACUGAUUCGGCGUAUAUAUCAGAAACUACUGGUAAUAUAUUUCUGAAAAUAAGAAAAAUUAGUUUUACAAUUUUCCAAAUUUCUAAGGUCCAUGUAUUUUUUUUUCAAUCUUUAAAAUAUUUAAGAAAGUUAAAACUUUAUUUACUCGAAUUACAGUCACUGUUGAUCCAUGUUUCCAUAGAAAUAUUUUUUUUGUGAAAAACUGUCGAAGUUUUGGAAAAAUAUAAAUAAUUGGAAACCAUAAAGCUGCUCACUCAUUAGCAGUACCGAACUGGCUUGAAUCUUUAAACGUUACUAGGCAAACUGUAAGGCUUUUUUAAGUAAAAUACGUGUGAGUGUAGAGCACUCACCCAUGAUGACAUGGUCUGCAGUUUCUUUCUCAUUUUAAAUAGUCUUUUCGAUAUACUGGUCAUUAAUCGUCUUAUCCUUUACAUGUUGGAGGUGAAGUCACAGCACGGGAUCAAAUUGGGCUGUUAACUUUAGUGAAUCUAUAAAUUUGCUACUUGUCACACUCGAAUCUAAGUCAGAUGUUAACUUCUCUAUAUGAUUCCUGAAGGCCAAAUUGUGAAGUGCUAAAAAACUUACAAUAAGGUACUUACACUGUUUGAGAAAAAAAGUUUUGGGUAGUUCAUUAACAACUUUUAUUAUAAGUUUAUUUUCAAUUCUUUGAUCAAUAUUUAUAGGGAAAAAAUUAUUGAAAAUUCAAAAAUUGCGUGACGUCAUAGGUAUAAAAUAAACAAUGAACAUAUGAUACAAAGUAAAUACGACAAUUAUUCUCACGUUUAUUCUAAAAUAAGCGUUAUUAUUAAUAUUUGAUUAAUUUGAAAAAUGGUAUAUAAAUCGUGUUUUGUGCAAGGAUGUAAAAAUACCACGACUAAAACACUUAAUAAGGUUUUUUAUGAUGCCAAGAAAUUCGAAUAUACUACAAUAAAAAUGGUUUGAAAGUGUUGGUCGUUUUGACGACCUUGCGAGGUGUAAUUAUUUUUGUUUCCAAGAUCAUUUUAAUAUAAGUAAGAUUCAAAUUCAACUUAUUUUAAUAUUUUAUAGUAAUUAAGUUUAUUAUGCUUUCGAUUUUAAAGGUGAUUAUGUAAUAAUGUAAAAACUUAACCUAUGAAAAAUUUAUUCACUUUAUUCUUAUCUAUAGAAAAAAUUUUUAUUUAUACGUAACUAACAAAUAAAGACUGAAUUAUAACAGCACACGCUACGCUGCCGGCAACGAUAACCUCGUAAUCAUCAAGCAGACUACUUAAUGUUUUUAUUAAACCUAUGACGUCAAAACUGAAAACCAAUGAGUUUUUAAUUAAAUAUUUAGUAAUUAUUUUUUCAUUUUUUAUUAAAUAUGUUACUUUCUGACAUUAUUUCAUAUCAAGAACAAAAAAAAACUUUUUAAAAAACGAAAACUGCGUAACUCCAUUGAAUGCUUGAUAUCUUCCCUACGAUUUUACCAACACUUCUACACUUAUUGAAGUAUUAUUUCUAAUUCUUAGACUCUGAACUUACCUCUUAAGAUGAUUUUCCAAAAUUUAAAACUUUAUUUUCACGGUCAAACUACUGAAGAAAAACACAUAUGCACAUGUACAACCUGAAGGUAGUUGUUUUCUUUGAAAAUUAACCCGCUAUAUUUUGAAGAAACGGUUUAUUCUAGGUCAUAGAUAGUAAUAUCUUCCAUCAGAUGUCGCUAAAACCCCGUUUUCACCAAAAGGUGGAAUUACGCAUUUUGCUAGUUAAGCCGACGAUAUGAUAUUAUUUCAUAGGAGUUUAUCAUUUUUUUACAAUUGUUUUAUUAUCAAUGGGAUCUGUUCUCAUUUAUUAUACAUAAUAAAUUAUUAUACAUAAUACAUUUUAAGUACAAAUUCUAAUAUUUUUUAAGCGCUUAGAAAAUAUAAAUUAUAUAAUGUUAGACAUUUACCGUAAAUGUCCCAAUAGCUGCCCAAUAGGGCAGAUAGGUGGAGCAACAAAGCCCCGAAAGGGGCACUUUUGCAACUGUACACGCUAAAUAUGACGACGCUGUAACGUUGAAUACUUUCUUUGUAAGAGAGAGUUUGAAUCGCUGUAGGCGACCUGCGUUUACCGGUGUGUUUUCUAAUGAAACGGUGACCGAUUAUACAGUAGUCCUUUAAUCCGUACGUGCGACCUUCUCGUAGCGCUCUAAGAAAGCAACUGCAUAAAACCAAUAAAUUACUUGGCUUUUUAAUUUUUUCCGACACAAUAAGGUUGUCUUGGCACCAUGUACUUUUUGCAGCGGUUGAUACAUGAAUACCACUACGAACUGUUUCUAAUGCUUUCCGCAUGUCAUAUUCAGAAUAUCUUGAGAAUUUUUUCUUCUAUAUACAGUCACCAAAAUAUUAACAAUGAUUGUGAACCAUUUUUUUCUGUUUAAAAUGUCUGAAACAUGACUUGCCCCUGAAGCUAAUGUCUCUAAAGCUGACAAUGCUAAACAUCAAUUAUACUUAACGUAUUCUCUGGAGGCUUCAUGCAAUAUCUUUAUAUAACAAGUGCCCAAACUGUUCAAAGUUGAAAGAAAUUACUUUUAAAUCUUAAUACCAUAACUCACAUUGAAAGAAGUUUCUUGAUCAUCAAAUGUUAAAACUUGAGCCUAUGUGAAAUAAUUGUAUUUUGUAUUGUUGUUCUCUUAUAUAUUGAAAAAUUUUGCCAGCCACUGUGACAAUGUCAGCGACUAAAAUUUUUAUGAUAUAUAUAAUGCCCAACAAAGAUAAUGAUUUAAAAUUGAAAUUUAGAAUAGUUAUUUGUAGAUUUUUUUAAUUAUGUGAUUGUUGAAAUGAUGAAGACAUAUUGAUUAGAAUAUUUCAGUAUUACUGUGCAAUUUAAGAGUGACUUAAUUAAGCUUUUAUUAUAAAUAUAUCUUAGCGUUAAUGUAAAAUUGUGCAAUUGUUUCGUUUCUAAUAAUAAAUUUUUUUUAAGUAAAAUAAAAGUAUGAUGUUAUAAUUCUUUUAAAAUCUAGGUACAGCUUUAAGAAUUGUUUACCGUCUUUCAGUAUUAUUAAAAAAUGUGCAAUUACAGUGUAUGUU
Messenger RNA from Diorhabda sublineata, 4744 nucleotides. RefSeq names its product serine/threonine-protein kinase Nek2-like. The transcript has 2 exons. Bases 84 to 1652 code for a protein of 522 amino acids. The record is from RefSeq and is a predicted model, not a curated record. Gene Ontology annotation, biological process: protein phosphorylation. Lineage: Eukaryota; Metazoa; Arthropoda; Insecta; Coleoptera; Chrysomelidae. Gene Ontology annotation, cellular component: cytoplasm. Gene Ontology annotation, molecular function: ATP binding; protein serine/threonine kinase activity.